Molecule: messenger RNA, 207 nt
Organism: Acanthoscelides obtectus
Lineage: Eukaryota; Metazoa; Arthropoda; Insecta; Coleoptera; Chrysomelidae
Source: the annotation of a GenBank genome assembly
AUGGUCGCGAAACUGUCGAGAAUGAGCCGCAUCAUCGUCGACCGCGAACCAGCCCCACACCAGACAACAUUCACCCUGCUGUACAGCGACUUCCUGGGCACCCAACGGUCCGUCAAUGCUGCAUACUACUCUAACCUUCUGAAAACAGACGUGAAACCGGCUUAUCGCACGAAAAGGACGAGCAUUCCAGCAAGAAGUACAGGAUAA